GAGGCGGUGAGCGGGACGUGGUGAAAUGUUUACCUGUCCUGCAGGGCCUUUACCCAGCAAAGUGCUUUAUUAUUAUUAUUAUUAUCAUCAUUAUUACUAUUUUAUUUUGUUUUCAUGUCUGCUCGGGUUUGUGCUGAAUAAUUAAAACUGAUCAGGAUUCCUGUGGGACGCGGUGAUGGAAGUUCAGCAUGUUUAUAAAAAGGAAGAACCGGAGGAGGAGCCCGAGCUGAAAUCCCCGGACUCGGGUGAGACCCGGACGCCGAGGAGAGCGCUCCGAGGCCGGGGAGCGACCCGAGCGGACCCCGCUGCUCUGCUUUCAUCACCGGACACUAACGGAGCAGCGGGCACUAAUGCUCCGAGUGUACCGGGAUCCGGACGGGUUCUGCGGGACAGAUCUACCCGGUCUGUGCCUUUAUGGAGGAGGAAGGACAUAGCGGAGGAACAGGAAGGAGGAGAAGACGAGGACGAGGACGAGGAUGAAGCUCCACGCCGGAGGAAAGCAGCCUGCCCGCGGCGCAGGAGGAACCCAGAGCCGGUCCCAGACUCCACAGCUCCGUGUGAUGAGAGUACGGACGGCACAGGGGCUCGAGCACCUGGAACCAAGCGGGCGCAGAACCGCGGCAGGACCACCUCGAGUCGGGCGCACCGGGGCUCACCGCGGGUCGUGUGUAAGAGCGAACCGGAGCUGGAGAACGCCAUGGAUCAAACAGUAGAGGCAGCUGAGAAGAAAACAAGUGGUGAGGAGGAUCGUGACAGAAAGCAGGACGACGUGCCGCAGAACGAAGGAGAUUCGUCGGUCAACGACGACCCAAAAGACGGACUUUACAAGCCUCGGGCACAGAGUGAGGAUGAGGAGGGGGUCAGCAGUGAAGAAGACUUGCCCUUCAAAGAUGACCUGAACGACCAAAGCUAUGAUCCCAAAUCUGAGAGAGACGCCCCGAAGCCGAGGCGCCGAGCCCCCCCUCGGCUGAGAGAGAAGAAGGAGCGAGCGGCCGGGGCGGAGGGAGAGGAGGAAGGAGAGACGAAGGGUACGGAGGGCGACGUAGAGAAGGAGGUGAAGACCGAAGGAACCGAGGGAACGGAUGUGAAGCAGGAGUCGAGAGACGGAGCAGAUCCUCCCAGAAAGAGAGGGAGGCGGAGGAAAGACGACAAAAGCCCUCGUCUGCCGAAAAGAAGGAAGAAGCCGCCGGUGCAGUACGUGCGCUGUGAGAUGGAGGGGUGUGGGACUGUUCUCGCCCAUCCACGCUACCUUCAGCAUCACAUUAAAUACCAGCACCUGAUGAAGAAGAAGUACGUGUGCCCUCACCCGUCCUGCGGCAGACUCUUCCGCCUUCAGAAACAGUUACUGCGCCAUGCCAAACACCACACGGAUCAGAGGGACUACAUCUGUGAGUUCUGUGCUCGAGCGUUUAAGAGUUCUCAUAACCUCGCCGUGCACCGUAUGAUCCACACCGGAGAGAAACCGCUGCAGUGUGAGAUCUGCGGCUUCACCUGUCGCCAGAAAGCCUCCCUCAACUGGCACAUGAAGAAGCACGACGCCGACGCCACCUACCAGUUCUCCUGCACCAUCUGCGGCAAGAAGUUCGAGAAGAAGGACAGCGUGGUGGCGCACAAGGCCAAGAGCCACCCGGAGGUCCUGAUCGCCGAGGCUCUCGCCGCCAACGCGGGCACCCUCGUCACCACCGCGACCAUGCCGUCGGGACAGGUGACCCAGGUGGACGUGAACCCCGGCAGGGCGCCGGAGCAGGACCGGUCAUCGCACUCCAUGCAGACGCCCUCGGCAGGCGACGGGCAGAGGGAUUUAGCAGGGGGCGGAGCCUCGUCCAAUCGGACGAUGCAAACUGUUCACUUUGUCUCCGCCCCCGUUUCCCAGCAACAGCUGGCCGUUCCGCCUCUCCCGCAGAUCGUCCACAUGACCUUCGCCGCUCUUCCGUCUACUCCUCGGCUCCCCCUGCAGUUGCCCCUGGCGAUUAACUCCGCCCCUUCCGUCUCGCUCCUCCCGCCGGUGUCGGCCCGUCAGGCUUUCACGGCCGAUCCUCCGCCCCCGUUGCCUGCCCCGCCCUCCUCUCGUCCUCACCCUCCGCCCUGCGGGGACCGGAAAGUGGACAGCGUGCUCUGGGAGGGCGGGAACAUCGGCAUGGGCGGAGUCUGGGAUGCGGCGGGCGGAGCCGGCGAGGCUCAGGUGGUGACGGACAGCUCGGAGGAGCCCAUCCAGCGCAUACUGAUGUAGCCGGCGCAGUUAGAACGAAUUAGGAAGGUACACGAGGAGACUAGCGUAGUGUAUUAGCACGUUCACGUCACGUUGGAGCCAUAGUCGCGGCGAAAAUCGCGACCGGCUAAAUAACGGAAGUAAAAAAUGCAUAUUUAUAACAAGACCGACUCACCAUGAGCUGCCAGGUUGUAAAACGAUGGUACACACUCCUGUAAACGCUGUAGAUUAAUCAGAAUACACCUUACUAAUAUUGAGCUACAAGUAAAGUCCUAAUAAAAACUCCAUUACCCACAAUCCCAUUGCAAAUCUGACCAAUCAGAGACUUCGCUGCACCAUAACAGGAGAGCUGAAUCGUAUCAGCACACUCUCUGUGCUAUCUUGCAUAGGUACUAGCUAACGAUACAGGCAUAGCAUAGUAUGUAAUAUGAAGAACUCCAUUACCCAUAAUCCCAUUGCAAAACUGCAUCAUGGAAACGAUGCUGAACCAUAUUAACCUCUCUAUGUUAAGGUUACCAUUAUAUGGUCUAAUGGCCUGCCAUCCUGCUUAUUGGCAUCAUUCAUCCUGGCAUCUGUUUUCUUCUAGACGUUAUACAUUUUUACACCACCCGUGUUCUGGCCACUUCUUUGCACCAACCAGCAGCCGGUUCCCGUACAGAGCCGAGUCAUGCUGUGCUCUGUGUGAAUCCCUGACCAGUCCUAGGGAUUGCACGACCCUACCUCCUUAAAGCACAGCCAGUUUUGUCUGUUGGACGCUCGUCCGGGUCAGUAGCACCGCUCUAGCCCACCUCCACCGCCCGAUAGGCUGUCAAAACAGCUUAGACGCACCGAGACGUGGACUCGUGUGGUAUCUGGUACCAGGUUACCACCAGCUCCUUUACCUUCUGUAGUCUGGUGCAUCGUCCCACUGUUGGUGAUAACUGGGUUCAUCAGACCAGUUGACCCUCCCUUAAUCUGAUGUCCAGUUCCGAUGCCUGUGCGUGCUCGUUGUAGAAGUCUUAGACGACCACAGCAACAUGAUUGGCUGUCCGAGAUGGUCGGACGAGGCGCCCGCACGAGAGACGGUUGAUGGUCGACUUCUGGUAGGUGAAAAGAAGAGGAUGGCAGGAUCCUUGGCCAGGGUUUGUGGUUCUGCUGCUGAGGCGGUUACAGUUGGGGAAUUGGAUACGACCAGAGUGUGCUCUCUACGUCUGUAAACAGAGCGUGGGUGGUGCGGGCGGUGAGGGUCCGUAUUUAGCAAUCUGUAAUUCAGGCGUCAGCUGUUGGAAAUGGAUUGAAACGAACCCGACAGCAUUAAUCACACAUCAUUUUUAUUCGACAUCAUAAGGUUAUCCAUCACUGACUGUAAAUGAAAGGACGGGUUCAUUAAAACAUUUCCAAGGGUGUUUAGAGCUCGUAUCAGCUGCUGCAUCGUGGGAUAUGCGGUUCUUUUCCUUAUAAAAAACUUGUUUCUACACUCACUGUCCAUUUUAUCAGCUCCACUU
Messenger RNA from Trichomycterus rosablanca, 3693 nucleotides. It is a transcript of the gene zfp91, whose product is annotated as ZFP91 zinc finger protein, atypical E3 ubiquitin ligase. The record is from RefSeq and is a predicted model, not a curated record. Lineage: Eukaryota; Metazoa; Chordata; Actinopteri; Siluriformes; Trichomycteridae. Gene Ontology annotation, biological process: regulation of transcription by RNA polymerase II. The transcript has 12 exons. Gene Ontology annotation, cellular component: nucleus. Bases 176 to 2230 code for a protein of 684 amino acids. Gene Ontology annotation, molecular function: RNA polymerase II transcription regulatory region sequence-specific DNA binding; DNA-binding transcription factor activity, RNA polymerase II-specific.